Alosa sapidissima (American shad) is the source of this 2150-nucleotide messenger RNA. It is a transcript of the gene tomm40l, whose product is annotated as translocase of outer mitochondrial membrane 40 homolog, like. Gene Ontology annotation, cellular component: mitochondrial outer membrane translocase complex; mitochondrial outer membrane. The coding region runs from base 244 to 1263 and encodes 339 amino acids. The record is from RefSeq and is a predicted model, not a curated record. Gene Ontology annotation, biological process: protein import into mitochondrial matrix. NCBI's taxonomy places the organism in Eukaryota, Metazoa, Chordata, Actinopteri, Clupeiformes, Clupeidae. The transcript has 10 exons. Gene Ontology annotation, molecular function: transmembrane protein transporter activity.
ACCUCCAGCAUGUGAGAGCUAUGGUCAAGACACGCCUUCAUCUCUGAAAUCUGCGCCCAUGCUUGCACACAACAGAGAUUGACAGGCGAAGACGCGAUACAUUGUUCAUCUGUCUCUUUCCCAUCCAAUCCAAAGGCCACAUUUCCCAAGAAGGCGGUUCCUCUGUUAAACUCAUGCUGGUUGUAGGAUUUCUUCGUUGGUGCUGCCGGGUGUUGUAUCGUCCUUCUGUCCUGAGUCACAACCAUGGGCAGUGUUUUGGCUGCCAGUUCCCCAAGCCCUCCAGUCGGUGGCACCCCUGGCGGGGCAGGUCUUGUGUCUGUGCCCGCGGGCUUCACCAUGCCCCCUGUGUCACCGGUUUCGCCCACUGGGGCGCCCACAGACCAGGCCGCCGACGGUGAACCACCGCUGCCCAAUCCUGGAGCCUUUGAGGAAUGCCACCGCAAGUGCAAAGAGGUCUUCCCCAUGCAGAUGGAGGGAGUUAGGCUCACGGUUAACAAGGGACUCAGCAAUUAUUUUCAGGUGAACCACACCGUCAUGCUGAGCACCAUGGGAGAUUCCAGUUACCGGUUCGGUGCCACUUACGUGGGCACCAAGCAGAUGGGACCUGCCGAGUCAUUUCCAGUAAUGGUGGGUGACAUGGACAACAGUGGAAGUCUAAAUGCACAGGUCAUCCAUCAGGUCACAGACGGAAUACGCUCUAAAUUGGCCUUCCAGACACAGCAGCAGAAGUUUGUGAACUGGCAGGGAGACGCAGAGUUCCGUGGCAAGGACUUCACAGCUGCUGUGACGUUUGGGAACCCAGAUGUGCUGGUGGGAUCUGGUAUUAUUGUGACACACUACCUGCAGUCCAUCACUCCAUCCCUGGCUCUGGGGGGAGAGCUGGUGUACCACCGGCGUCCUGGGGAGGAGGGCACGGUCAUGUCUCUCGCUGGACGAUACACAGGCGACAACUUUAUUGCCACUUUGACACUGGGGGGCGCUGGAGCGCAUGCUUCCUACUAUCAUAAGGCUAAUGACCAGCUCCAACUAGGCGUAGAGUUUGAGGCCAGCACCCGAAUGCAAGACACCAGUGUGACUUUCGGCUAUCAGCUGGACAUGUCGAAAGCAAACCUGCUCUUCAAGGGCUCGGUGGACAGUAAUUGGGUCGUAGGGGCGACGCUGGAGAAGAAGCUGCUGCCACUGCCACUGUCUCUGGCUCUCGGCGCCUUCCUCAACCACCGCAAGAACAAGUUCCAGUGCGGCUUCGGCAUCACCAUCGGCUAGAGCCGAACGCCCUUCCCACCUCAAGGACUCUCGGGCACACAGAUGCCCAUCUGACUGACUGACUGACAAACAAACAAAAGCAACAGGAAAAACAGAAAAAAGUAGACGGGACUGACUCCACCACAGCAACGUUUAGACUGGUAGCAAACCUCUCUCUAUCUCUAUCUAUCUAUCCCUGACAAUGCUCAUUGUCCCUCCCCCAUGAUCAUCUCCAAACUACUGUGCAGCGCUCUGUUAUUGCCACAUCUUUUUUCCCCCUCUCCACCUCUUCAAGGAACCCGGAAGACGUGACAGAGCCUCCAUCUCUUGUUCUCGUUCUCUUCCCAGGCACAUGUUGCCUGCACUUUGUGUCAAGCACCUGACUUUUGUCUACAGUUGUCCCCCUUGUCUUGUGUAGAUGAGCACAGCUGUGAUCAGAGGGUCAAGUUGAGCAGAAACAGGGAUUGGGUCAGUCAGUUUUGAGGCUAGAGAUUUCACAGGGUGGAGCUCGUUACGUAGGCAACACCUGGAAGUCUCGGAGAGAUACCCUUACGUACGAAUACACACUGGAUGCUAUCCGGUUACAUCAUUUUUAAUAUAACCAUUGUUAUGUUAUGUUGUCUAGUUCAUACAUUUUUUUUGUUUGUUUCCUGUUUUUUUUUUGUUGUAUUGUUGAAUCUGUAAUGAGCAUCAGGGCUUGGUAAAGUUCUACUGGUAGUUUGUUGGGUCAGGCUGUGAUAAUGUACGUUUUUUUUUUUUUUUUCCCAACUUAUUAUUUUUAGCUUUUUUUUUUAAUUUUUUUUUUUUCAUCAUGGCAAAUAUAUAUGACAUUAUACAUAAAUAUGUAUAAAUAUAUAUUACCUGUACAUAUCUGCUGGGGAACAAAGAUAAAUGCAGUUUCUUAUCAA